Arachis duranensis is the source of this 3930-nucleotide messenger RNA. RefSeq lists its product as uncharacterized. Gene Ontology annotation, biological process: proteolysis. NCBI's taxonomy places the organism in Eukaryota, Viridiplantae, Streptophyta, Magnoliopsida, Fabales, Fabaceae. The transcript is spliced from 4 exons. The record is from RefSeq and is a predicted model, not a curated record. Gene Ontology annotation, molecular function: nucleic acid binding; aspartic-type endopeptidase activity.
AUGGCUUCUAAUAUCACCAUGGAGCAUGUUGAGUCUCAAAGGGGAAGGGAUGCUAUUCCUUCUCAAUGGGGAGGUAAGAAGAUCCGUUCUUCAAGUGAGCCUAGAGGUAAGAACUCUAACUUCUUAGAAGAAAGAGUUUCUAUGUUAGAAAAUGUUCUAUCCUCUAUGAAUGAGCGCUUCCAAAGGAUAGAACAUGACAAGGAAACCCUCGAGGCUCACGUGUUGGGAGAAUUAGAUGCUUUCAAAGAAAGCAUGCUCCAAAUUGAAGAGAAGCUUGAGAAUUCCUUGAAGCUAUUUGAGAAAGUUCGAGUUUGGUUCGAGGAAGCAAAAUCUCAACCAACCAUUAUAAGGGAGACAACAAAGAUUGAUCUCCCCAUUAUAAGGGAGAUGACAAAGAUUGAUCUCCCAAAGCCAAAGGAGUUCAAGGGCGUGAGGGACGCUCGAGAGGUGAAGAACUUCCUAUGGCAAAUGGAAAGGUACUUUGAAGGCCAAGGGGUGGUCGAAAAAGCAAUAAAGGUACGCACUGCAGCUCUCUACCUUUCUGAUAAUGCUACUUUGUGGUGGAGGAGAAAGUGCGAAGAUAUGAAGAAUGGUACUUGCAACAUAGCCACAUGGGAAGAUUUUAAAAGGGAGUUGAAAAGACAAUUCUUCCCUGAAAAUGUGGUUUAUGAAGCAAGGAAGAAGUUGAGGGAGUUGAAGCACAAGAGUACGAUUAGCGAUUACGUAAAGGAGUUCACUACUCUCACGCUUCAAAUUCCCAACUUAGCAUCAGAUGAUGCAUUGUUCUUCUUCAUAGAUGGACUCCAACCUUGGGCAAAGAAUUUUAAGGAUGUCGAUGAGGCCAUCGUGGUGGCCGAAUCACUCACUGAGUAUCAUAGGGGAGACUCUAAACCCAAGUCUUCUUCCAAGCCUAGUUCUACUAAAAGUGGGGGAGACAAGGGAAAAAGUUUCUCAACCAAGAAGGAAGGAAAAUACUCUUCAAAGAAAGAGUACGAGGAAAAGAAGAAGGCUUUCGUACCUAAAGGAGGAUGCUUCGUAUGCAAGGGACCACACCAAAUGAAGGACUGUCCCAAGUUAGGGACUCUGGCAUCUAUCGCCGAGGAACGAGAGGCCCAAACUCAAGUAACUGAGUGUGUUGGAUCCAUCCAACACAUAAAUGCUGUGAAGGGCAAAGAGCCAAGCACUGCAGAAAAGAAAGGUUUGAUGUAUGUCAAAGCCUUUAUCAAUGAAAAACCUGUCAUGGCUAUGAUCGACACUGGUGCUACACACAACUUCAUCACGCCUGAUGAAGCAAAGAGGCUUGGGUUGAAGAUCUCCGAAAAGAAUGGUUGGUUAAAACCCGUGAACACCAAGGGUGAACCCCUUAAGGGAGUAGCAAAAGGGGUUGAGAUGACUCUUGGUUCUUGGAAGGGCCUUGUAGAUUUCUCAGUAGCACCCAUGGAUGAUUUUAAAAUAGUCAUCGGGCUCAAUUUGCAAAGGAAGGAAAAUAUAAUACCUAUGCCAUACUACGACGUAGUAUGCGUCAUGGAGAAAGGGUCUCCAUGCAUGGUCCCUACAGUCUCUAAAGUUGGAGGACCACCGAUACUCUCUGCUAUGCAACUCAAGAAAGGGUUCAAGAAGGGAGAGAUUACAUAUUUGGCUCUAUUACAAGAGGAGUCAACAUCCAAAAGAGAAGACGUUUCUCCCAAAAUCAAGGAAGUCCUUGAAGAAAAUAAGGAUGUGAUGCCUCCCGAGUUGCCAAAACAAUUACCACCUAGGAGGAAGGUGGACCACAAGAUUGAAUUGGAGUCAGGAGCAAAGCCGCCCGCCUCAACACCUUAUAGGAUGGCACCGCCAGAACUUAAAGAAUUGAAGAAGCAACUCAAGGAUUUGCUAGAUGCUGGAUUCAUCCGUCCAUCGAAGGCACCUUAUGGCGCACCUGUCUUGUUCCAAAAGAAGCAUGAUGGUUCAUUGAGACUAUGCAUUGACUAUCGAGCACUGAACAAGGUAACCAUCAAGAACAAAUACCCCAUUCCUUUGAUAGCCGAUUUGUUUGAUCAACUUGGUAGAGCCAAGUGGUUCUCAAAGCUAGAUUUGAGGUCAGGAUAUCACCAAGUGAGAAUUGCUUAUGGUGAUGAGCCUAAGACCACGUGUGUCACGAGGUAUGGAUCGUAUGAGUGGUUAGUGAUGCCUUUUGACUUUACCAAUGCUCCUGUGACCUUCUGUACCUUGAUGAACGAGAUUUUUCGAUCUUACCUUGAUCGGUUUGUAAUGGUCUACUUGGAUGACAUUGUUGUUUAUAGGAAUACCUUGGAGGAACAUGUAGAACACUUACGAACCGUGUUCAAGAUCUUGCGAGAGAAUAACCUAUAUGUGAAGAAGGAAAAGUGUUCCUUUGCAAGGGACGAAGUCCACUUCUUGGGACACAUCAUUAAAGGUGGAACUCUCUGCAUGGAUCAAGGAAAGGUGAAGGCUAUCAAAGAGUGAGAGCCGCCAAACAAGGUAUUUGAAUUGAGGUCAUUUCUUGGGUUGGCUAAUUACUAUCGGAGGUUUAUCAAGGGAUACUUCGCCAAGGCUGCACCAUUAACUGAUCUUCUCAAGAAGAAUCACACUUGGGAAUGGUCAAAGGAGUGUCAAAAGGCCUUUGAUGAGUUGAAGGCUGCUAUCACAGAAGGACCAGUACUAGCACUACCCGACUACUCAAAGGUGUUUGAAGUCCACACUGAUGCUUCUGACUACGCUAUUGGAGGAGUUCUGAUGCAAGAAGGACAUCCUAUUGCCUUUGAGAGUCGCAAGUUGAAUGAUACAGAGAGGCGAUACACUGUCCAAGAGAAGGAGAUGACCGCGGUGGUGCAUUGUCUAAGAACUUGGCGUCACUAUUUACAUUGUUUGAGAACUUGGCGUCACUACUUGCUUGGUUCACACUUUAUCGUCAAGACAGACAAUGUGGCUACAAGCUACUUCCAAACUCAAAAGAAGUUGAGCCCCAAACAAGCUAGGUGGCAGGACUUCUUGGCUGAGUUUGAUUUUGAAUUUGAAUACAAGUCAGGCAAGACUAAUGUGGUAGCUGAUGCGCUGAGUCGCAAGGCUGAGUUGGCGGCCAUUUCUAUGGCUGAAGGAGAUAUUGUGCAUACCAUCAAGGAAGGGUUGCAUCACGAUCCACUAGCCAAGAAGUUGGUGGAGUUGGCUAGAGAAGGUAAGACCAAAAGAUUUUGGUUCGAAAACGACCUUCUCUAUACAAAAGGGAGAAGAUUAUACGUUCCUAAGUGGGAAAAUCUGAGAAGAAAGUUGGUAAGAGAAUGCCACGACACCAAGUGGGCUGGUCACCAAGGUCGGCGAAGGACCUUAGCACUCAUUGAAUCUUCUUAUUAUUGGCCUCAAAUGAGAGAUGAAGUGGAGAGCUAUGUGAAGACUUGUCUUGUGUGCCAACAAGAUAAGAUUGAAAACAAGACACCAAGCGGGUUGUUGGAACCUCUGCCUCCAUCAGAGCGACCGUGGGAAAGUGUCUUUCUAGAUUUCAUUUCUGCCUUACCGAAGUCUGAGGGGUUUGGAUCUAUUCUCGUGACUGAGAGAGUGAAUGCCUUACUUGAGUGUUACUUGAGGCAUUUUGUAAGCGCUAAUCAGAAGGAUUGGACAAAACUCCUAGACAUUGCUCAAUUCUCAUAUAAUCUGCAAAGGAGUGAGUCUACCGGGAAGAGCCCAUUCGAGAUUGUGACUGGACAACAGCUGCUUACACCUCACUCUCUUUCUUCCUCUUACUCAGGGAAGAGCCCUGGAGCUUAUCAUAUGAUUAAGUCAUGGGAAGAACAAGCAGAUGUCAUUCGUUCUUAUCUCGACAAAGCUGCCAAGAGGAUGAAGAAAUGGGCAGAUAAGAAGAGGAGGCAUGCAAGCUAUCAAAAGUAUUUAGAAAGUAGUGGUAGAAUAGAUAUUUAUAAAGAAGGUUCUAGAUGA